This is a messenger RNA of Setaria italica (foxtail millet), 1045 nucleotides long. Its product is annotated as peptidyl-prolyl cis-trans isomerase NIMA-interacting 1. The transcript has 2 exons. The record is from RefSeq and is a predicted model, not a curated record. NCBI's taxonomy places the organism in Eukaryota, Viridiplantae, Streptophyta, Magnoliopsida, Poales, Poaceae. Bases 1 to 795 code for a protein of 264 amino acids. Gene Ontology annotation, cellular component: cytosol; nucleus. Gene Ontology annotation, molecular function: peptidyl-prolyl cis-trans isomerase activity.
AUGUCGGAGGGUUCCGUAUCCGAUUGUGUUCUACUCGGAGUCGAACGAGAGAGAGAAAAAAAUCGGAGUCGAACGAGAGGGGGGGAAAAAAGAAGAAAGAAGCGUCGAGCUUUUUUGCUUCAGCCCAUCCUGGCGGCUGAUGCUAUUUAUAUAUCAUCACCUACCAUUCCAAAGUCUGACAGGCCCAGCUGCAGCCCAAAACCCAGACCCAGCCGAAGCUUUUCUGCUCCAGCGCGUGCGCGUCGCGCAACCCCCCAGGACGCCAAGAUAGGGUCGGAAACCCCCGCCGCCGACAGCGUCGGCGACGCCGCCCGGAAGCGGCCCAGCGGCGGCGAUGCCCCGGCGCCGGCGCCCGCCGACAAGCGCCGGCGCCCGGAGCCCCCGUCUUCCUCCGGCUCCCGCGACCGCCGCCACCACCACCACGGCCGCCGCCCGUCCUCGGGCGAGGAGAAGGUGCGCGCCUCCCACAUCCUGAUCAAGCACGAGGGCUCCCGCCGCAAGGCCUCGUGGAGGGACCCCGAGGGCGUCGCCAUCUCCGCCACGACCCGCGACGACGCGGCCGACCUCGCGCGCGCGCUCCGCGAACAGAUCGUCUCCGGGGACCGCAAGUUCGAGGACAUCGCCGCCGAGAACUCCGACUGCAACUCGGCCAAGCGCGGCGGUGACCUCGGUUCAUUUGGGAGGGGUAAGAUGCAAAAGGCUUUCGAGAAGGCUGCGUUUGCUCUGAAGGUGGGGGAGAUAAGCGACGUGGUUGAUACAGAGAGCGGGGUGCACAUCAUCAAGAGGACUGGCUGAUUGCGACAGUGUCCUCCUCCGGUCUCAGUCCAUUAUCCAUAUAUGGCGGGAACUUGAAUGCCCUGAAGAAGCUCCAUGGUUUCCUGCUUCGUUGACGAACUUGUGCUUGUAUUCUCUUAUGAGCUUGAUAAUUGAUUUUUUGUGUUUCCGUGACAGACAUGUAGUCUUAAACGGUUAUCACGGCAAGACGGAAUCAAAUUGUUUUUGCGUAUGGCAAAGAUUACGCUCGUUAUGUUGAUUGUUCCUGCCA